Molecule: messenger RNA, 918 nt
Organism: Peniophora sp. CBMAI 1063
Lineage: Eukaryota; Fungi; Basidiomycota; Agaricomycetes; Russulales; Peniophoraceae
Source: the annotation of a GenBank genome assembly
AUGAAGGUCGCUCUGCAGUUCGGCAUCGGUUACGGUUCGGUCCAGAAUUACACCGACCGUGUUCUGGCUGCUAUCAACGACAAAGCUUUCAAGUCUUCGGCGUUGCAAUGGGCAAGUCCACGUGCACGUGCGGAGGCCAUGGAGUGGGUAGAGAGGGAGACUUGUAGUGCCUGGCGUAAUGGGUGGCUAAUGGUUGAUGGUACACUUGUCCCUCUCUACCGCCGUCCUGGAUUCUUCGGAAACAACUUCUUCGAUCGCAAGGCCAACUAUUCUACUGCAGUACAGAUCAUCUCUCUGCCCAAUCUUCGCAUAAUCGACUACUCUGUCGGUCGCCCAGGGAGCACGCAUGAUUCAACGGGUUGGAGGGAUACAUGGAUAUAUCAGCGAAGGGAUGGGUUGCUACGAGAUGGUGAAUGGAUAUGGGCUGAUUCAGCAUACCCUUUGACCAAGUGGUGUCAAUCGCCAUAUGUCAAGCCCGACAAGUUGUUACCGGACAACGCAGCGUUCAACUAUCAUCUCUCCAGCAUCCGUAUACGCUCCGAACACGCUAUCGGUUAUGUCAAGGGCCGCUGGUCAUCGCUCAAGGGAUUGCGAGUUGCUGUUGAUGAUGAGAAGGGCCUGCAGUUUGCAUCCUUAUGGAUCACGGGCUGUAUUCUCUUGCAUAACUUCGCUCUCGAGCAUGAGCAGCAGCACGGGCAAGAUUUCAACCAUGACCACUUUUAUCGUUCAGGCAGGCGCUAUUCACGUAGGAUGCGAGAGUUUGAAAAGGAGUGGAGGGACACCGAAGAAGAUUGGAGAGCUGAUAGAGAGGCAGAAGCAGACGAGGAUGUUGCAUUGUUGGAGGGUCGGAUCAAGCGCAAAAAGUUGAAGGAGGAACUCUUUGCAGAACUCGGGAUCGCACCUAUGGAUGUUGAUUAA